AUGAUAAGAGAUUAUCUAAAACAUCGUAUACGCAAUCGGCUUACUGCAAGUCAGAUUCUAGUAGCGGUAAAAGAAAUCAGUGAGCAUGAUGGCGACCAGCAACUUACAUGGAAUACUGAGUUGUUCCACAAAACUACUUCAAAAGAAUCUGCUGGGACAUUAUCAACGCGGCAACUACUCGCAAUAAUCAUUUGUUUGAUGGUGUUGAUAAUCCUGAUCCUGCUAAAUAUCUGCAUUCUAAAAAAUCCAUAUUAUUGCACGGGGAAGCAUUUUGAUAAUUCGCAAAUCGCUGAACCUGAUCUGUUGGAAUUGAGACUGCAGCCUUUCAAUAGUAUCCGCAUGACAAAAUCACUGGCUGGAAGCGAAAUGAAGAAAAAUGCGCUAAAAAAUGCAGUGAAUAAAGAACAACUAUUCAUGCCUGAAACAAAAAGAUUCAUAUCAUUGACCGAUUCAUUGGAUUCAGGAAUCGCUGAUCGCGAGCAAGAAGAGAACGAGCGUAAUGCAUGUAUUUUGGAACGACAGCGGCUCAAAUCAAAGUUGCGGCUUAUGGAAGAGGAUUUGCCACCACACUAUUCAAUCCUAAAUCCUAUGUCUCUUCAUCAGGCCGGUAAUAGUAGUACUCUGCCUCUCGUUCCAAACAAUUACCAACCAUAA
Messenger RNA from Gongylonema pulchrum, 654 nucleotides. NCBI's taxonomy places the organism in Eukaryota, Metazoa, Nematoda, Chromadorea, Rhabditida, Gongylonematidae. The record is from the annotation of a GenBank genome assembly.